ACAGUGGUUGGAGACGCGAAAGUUUCUAAGUAAAGGUGUAUCUCGCGUGACGCGAACGCGUAACGGACGAUCCUGUGCUAGUCGCGAUUUCCCGAACCCGGUAACCGGCGUCGGUGUACGGCAGAAGCAACUUUCAGUGUUCGAACGGACAGAAAGCGAGGUUAAAAGAAGUAGAACGUCGCCGAGGCGGCACGAUCGGAGUCGAGGAGAGGCGAUCAGAGUCGAGGGGACACGAGUCGCCGCAUCGGGUCGGUCGGUGACGUCCUCUGUAGGAGAAGCGGUCGAGACCGGGCGUCGGGACGAAGGGAGCGAGAAACGGGACGGACGAAGACGGGUUCGAUUUCGAAUCCCUCCGGUUUCCCGCAGUGAAGGAAUCGCAGUCGCGGGGCGCGCGCGCGCGUCACUGCCCUCUGUUAGCGGUCUCUCGGAAAUCACGUGGAAAAAGGAGAGUGGAUUCUGAUUCUAGUCGUGCACGGUGUUGUCUCGGUCUCGAUAGUAGGGCCCCGCCGGGACGAGUCGCGCGAGGAGGACUCCGUCGGAUGUUCGGUCGCAGUGAUCCAGGAAGGUCCUCUGGCAACGUAACAGCGGACGCACGGUGUCGUUGAGGUUAACUCGAGAGACUGCUGCGAGGACCGAGCGCCCGCGUCCUAUCGCGUUUCGGGCUCCAUGUUGCCGCUGGUGGUAUGACGUCAUCGAGUGUUGGUGCUUCGAUAGUGGGCUCGUUCCUCACCCGUUCCAUCAAAAUUACCCGAUCAUGUUUUCGUGAUAAAUUCCACGGUUCGUUUUGGUGCGGCAAACGGUGAACUCGCAGGCGACUUCGACGGCCGGUCACCCCCGAUCAGUGCAACCGUGCUCGCGAGGCUGCCACGCAUCCUCCACUACCCGAGCUCGAGAUCACUGAUGAAAGAGAGGGACAGAGACAGAGACAUGGAACUCGUCGUGGCUUCCUGAAUCGGUAUGUAACCGUAGUGGAUCUGUUUCUACCGAUAGUUGAGACUCGCGACCGAUAUCUUGUCUUCAAUGCUAUCUCUACAUUCAAAAGAGAGGUUUGAGAGUGCCCUAGACGAGUGGUCGUUGCCGUCGUCGUCGUUAUCGUCGUUAUCGUCGUCAUCGUCGAGUUGUCAACGUCGACGUCGCGGGUACCUUGUCGCAGGAUCUCGCUUUCUUCGGAUCCAGCCGUUCAUCACCGACCUUUCACAAUGGCCGCUCAUUUAUGACAAAUCAGAGGCGGGUGAGAAGCGAGCGACGCGGCGAGGAGGACGAGCCGGCGUUAGCGUAGAAGAAGAGAGUGUCGUUUCGGUCAGGUACGCUCAAACUCGCAUCCAAAGUGGCUAAGAGCGUAAGUCCUCGCCGAGUGCACCAGGAGUGCUCGAGCGGAGGUGCAGGAGGGGAGGUGCAGGUACAGGUGCAGCAGGAGAGACGAGCACCGAGGCGCAUGCCUUACCUGGGGCCUGAUAUGACAACCCGGCUGUCCGCCAUGUUUUACACGGUCGAAGUCGGGGACACAAGGUUCACCAUCCUCAAGCGGUACCAGAACUUGAAGCCGAUCGGUUCCGGUGCGCAAGGGAUCGUCUGCGCGGCGUACGACACAGUGACCGCGCAGAAUGUCGCGAUCAAGAAGCUCUCGAGACCUUUCCAAAACGUGACGCACGCUAAGAGGGCCUACAGGGAAUUCAAGCUAAUGAAGCUGGUCAAUCAUAAAAAUAUAAUCGGUCUUUUGAACGCGUUCACGCCGCAACGGUCGUUGGACGAGUUCCAGGACGUUUACUUGGUCAUGGAGUUGAUGGACGCAAACCUGUGCCAGGUGAUUCAAAUGGAUUUGGAUCACGAGCGCAUGUCCUACCUGCUGUAUCAGAUGCUGUGCGGCAUCAAGCACUUGCACUCAGCCGGUAUUAUUCACAGGGAUUUGAAGCCGAGCAAUAUCGUAGUGAAGGCCGACUGCACGUUAAAGAUUCUCGAUUUCGGUCUAGCGAGGACCGCGGGGACCACCUUCAUGAUGACGCCGUACGUGGUUACGCGAUAUUACAGGGCGCCAGAGGUGAUCCUCGGGAUGGGAUACAAGGAAAACGUGGACAUUUGGUCUGUCGGCUGUAUAAUGGGCGAGAUGAUCCGAGGUGGCGUAUUGUUCCCCGGAACGGAUCACAUCGAUCAGUGGAACAAGAUUAUUGAGCAACUGGGAACGCCGGCGCAGGAGUUUAUGCAGCGGCUGCAGCCUACGGUGAGGAAUUACGUGGAGAACAGGCCACGGUAUCCGGGAUAUCCGUUCGACAGGUUAUUUCCGGACGUACUGUUUCCAUCUGACUCGUCGGAGCACAAUAGAUUGAAAGCAAGUCAAGCCAGGGAUCUAUUGUCGCGCAUGCUCGUGAUCGACCCCGAGCGACGCAUCUCCGUCGACGACGCUCUGCUGCACAAUUACAUAAACGUGUGGUACGACGAGGGCGAAGUCAAUGCCCCUGCCCCGGGCCCGUACGACCACAGCGUGGACGAGAGGGAGCAUACGGUGGACCAGUGGAAGGAACUGAUCUACCAAGAGGUGAUGGAGUAUGAAACGAGCCACAAUACCGCGACGACGGCCCAAGCGUCCGAGAGCGGUGGUUCCCGGUAGACACGCGGGAACGCUCGCCACCAGCAUCUUUCCCAUCGCGGACACGCACCUAGACUAUUGUCUGAUUUUCUCGUACUACGUAUACAUAUACAUUACACUAUGUAUAUAAAAUAUUCCGCGAGAAUGUAAUGAAGAGGGAAGGAGAACGAGUUAAAAAUAGUUCACGUCCAUUGGGAGAGACGUACGUUAAAACGAAGCGCCGUUUUUGUUCGAGGCGAAGAAGAGAUGGAAGAAGAAGAAAAAGAAGAGGAAGAGGAUAGAAACGGGCGCGGCAGGAAGCUCGCGUAACGAACGGAGAUAUAGGAAAGAACGAAACGAAACGCGGAAAGAAGUAGAUAAAUGUGCGAGCGAGAGUAAGUGUGAGCGGGUAAAAGAGAGAGAGAGAGAGAGAGAGAGAGAGAGAGAGUGAAAGUGAAAGAAAGUGUAAGGUAAGGAGAUAGAUAGGUAGAUGCGCGCGUGGUAGGCGCUGCUCCGUCGGUUUUUCGACGGGAAAUCGGAGAAAUAGAGAGAGAGAGAGAGAGAGAGAGAGAGAGGGGCGAUAUUAGCUCCGAGAUACGAGUCGUUCGUACAAGGCAUAACGAGCGCGCGUCUGCGAACGCACGCGUGUAAAGUUAGGGAUCCCUCUGCAACCAAAGCAUCGACGCGAUUCCAAAGCGUCGCAUCCGCUCGACUGUCCGGUCGACGGAUGAGAAGAUAAGAGAGAAAACAGAACUCACUACCGCGCGACGUUCGUCGUUGUUUUCGUUCGGUCUUCUUGCUCCUCUUUUCCGAGCACGUCUUGUCUCCUCCGUACGGGAAAACGCGUAUUCGUUCGCAACGAACGUUCCCCGCGAUCGAGCUUAACGAAUAAAAAAUGAGAAGAAAAAACUGAAUAGAGAAUGUGUUUUUGCAAUAACGCGCAUUCGUUCGCGUGUCACACUCGCACCGAUGUUAUAUUCCCAUUCCGUCGCGAACCAAACCGAACUUAACAUCCUUUGUCCCUUUCGCCUACUUCACAUUCUUUGCGCCACCUACUUAUCUUCUUACUCUGUCCUCCACUUACUUUCCCCUCCGAUCGAUGACCGGCUGGCUAAAACGGAGACGCCGCCAGUGUGAACGAUCGAUCGCCGACGAACUGCCCAAUACGAAACAAAUGUUUUACUGUCUUUUCAAUUACUGCCAUCGAUAAUCGGCUCGUAGCAAACGACAUGAGAAUGAUUGUCGUGCGUCGUAUCGUUCCUCCGUUGUAGCUUCUUAGCUCACGCAGCUGCGAGACAGGCUUGGUUCGCGGGUUUGGAACUACUGCAUCAGUAGCAGAAGCGUAUCGUACGUGGAAUCGCUAUAACGUUAUCUUAAUCUUGAAACAAUUCGUAUUCUGAGUGUUGGAAUAAGUGGAACAUCGAUUAUCCAAACCAGUUAUGAUAUCAGGGUAUAAAUUGAUUCAUAAAUAAGACGAGAGCUUUUCAGAACGCGAACGUCUUAUUGGAAUUUAUGUAGCUGAUAUUCAGUCGAGCACUGUUCGGAUAAAUGAUAUUUUACCAUUUUGAAGAAAUAAUUUCUAGGCCAAAUACGGUAUGAAUAAUUUCAAUCAGAUUUAUUAUAUAAUAUUAUAGCGAUUGCAUGGAUAAGAAGAGAUCGUCGAAACGUAAUUUUUUACGUAAUCUCCGAAUGCGUCCGACGUACAGGGUGUCGCGAAAUAGGGAAGAGAACCCACUACCCCCGCCCCUUUUCAAAGUCCACGAGAAGAACUCGCCUGCGAGACAAGUAAGCGUUUAAUGAAAAAAAAAAAAAAAUUGUCGAAUGCGAGAAACACGUUGUGUAUUUUUAUAUAUAUAUGCGACACGAAAACACAAAAGAUUGUGCGUGCUUUUGUCCUUAAUCGUUUUCGCGCGCUCGUACGCCAGCCGAUAUUUUGUAACGUUAACUUUGUAAGAGUGAUACACCGUUUUAAUCUUCUAAAAACCGAGGGAGGAAAACGUUUUUCCCGGGGGAAACACGAGUGAGAACUGGAACAGAAAAGAGAGAAUGAAGCAUGACGAACGAAGUGAACACGGGAACGCGGCCAAAAAAAGGGAACUGACCGAAGGAAAUCCAGAGAUAUUAAACAAAAUUCGACUUGCAUCGUCGAAAGGCGAUUACUGCGAACACGAGGCUCGGGAAUCCGUAUCUACGAAGAAAAAGAACAAAAAAAAGAUAAAAAAAAACAGUGUGCAAUGUCGCGACGAUCGAUCCUCGAGUAUCCACGAGACGACAGUCUGUUCGCGGUUUGUACUCGUCGAUUGUCUCGUUAGUUAGUUAGUUUCCUUAGAUGAAAAUAAAAGAGAACGAAAACGAAG
Molecule: messenger RNA, 4920 nt
Organism: Ceratina calcarata
Lineage: Eukaryota; Metazoa; Arthropoda; Insecta; Hymenoptera; Apidae
Gene: bsk
Product: mitogen-activated protein kinase dJNK
Exons: 13
Coding region: 1436-2605 (389 amino acids)
Biological process (GO): protein phosphorylation
Molecular function (GO): ATP binding; MAP kinase activity
Source: RefSeq, a predicted model, not a curated record